This is a messenger RNA of Monoraphidium neglectum, 300 nucleotides long. RefSeq lists its product as hypothetical. The annotation marks the transcript as partial. The transcript has a single exon. The record is from RefSeq and is a predicted model, not a curated record. NCBI's taxonomy places the organism in Eukaryota, Viridiplantae, Chlorophyta, Chlorophyceae, Sphaeropleales, Selenastraceae.
AUGCUGCUCCCACUAGCUGCGCCCGGCUGCCCGGCUGUAGCUCACAGCAGUAGAGGUGCGCAAUCUGCGACCUCUUUGGUGCCUGGCGCCUGCUGCCUAGCGCCGAGGCGCCGCGGCGUCGCGCCCGCCACGGGGCGAACCAGGGUGGUGGCCGCGAUAGAGCCGCCGACAGCAACCCUUCAGCAGCAGCCGCGCGGCGCGGCGCCGCACGACGCGGCUUUCGGCGCCGGCGCUCGGACGGUAUCCAGCAGCGAGGCGGCAGCGGCGGCGGUCUGGCAGAUCGGGCUCGGCAGCGCAACG